Messenger RNA from Actinia tenebrosa (Australian red waratah sea anemone), 1488 nucleotides. RefSeq names its product melatonin receptor type 1A-like. Gene Ontology annotation, cellular component: membrane. Gene Ontology annotation, molecular function: G protein-coupled receptor activity. The record is from RefSeq and is a predicted model, not a curated record. NCBI's taxonomy places the organism in Eukaryota, Metazoa, Cnidaria, Anthozoa, Actiniaria, Actiniidae. Gene Ontology annotation, biological process: G protein-coupled receptor signaling pathway.
UUAAAAAUACAAACUUAAUCAUAAAUACUGAUCGUGAAAAAAAUAAUUUGGUUCAGUGCACGAAAACGCCUUCUUUGUGAUGAACGCUUCGAACAAUACUCGGACCUUGACAAGAGGUUGGACUGAGUUCCUAAAUCGCACUCCAGUUACCAUCGCUGUAGAGACAAGUAUUUUACUCCUUAUUGGAGUGGUUGUCAUUGCGGGAAAUCUUCUGGUAGUACUCUCCAUCUAUCGUAAUCCCAGUCUUCGUUACAUCUCUAACUACUUCCUAUUAUCGCUUUCCCUGACCGACAUCUUAUAUUCUAUCACAGUCUUGCCUAUUACUAUUACUUGGUCGAUGAAAAGCCGCUUUAUUUUUGGAGAAAGCUUGUGUGAUUUUCAAGGAAUUUUACUUAAUUCUCUUUUCUUUGUGUCCGUCUUGAAUAUGGUUUUCAUCGCUGUUAACCGUUUUGUCAAAGUCUGCGAAGCUCAAAAAUACCAAAAACUGCAGAAGAAAAAUGUGAACUUGAUGAUAAUCAGCGCCAUUUGGAUUUGCAGUUUUACUUUUGUGAUUAUGUACAGCAAAGCAGGAAACUUCGCUAGCAUUAGUUUUAUACCUAAUCAAAUCAGGUGUGGAUUUACAUACGAGAACCUACACGGCACGAUAUCGAAGGUGAUUGGGAACACUGUGUUGAUAGUCAGUCUAACUAUACCAUUCACUGUCAUAACGUUCUGCUAUAUCAAAGUAUUCAAGAAAAUUCGACAGCACAAGAGGCAAAUCUUCCCUCAACAAACACGGGAACUUUGUAGAAUUCCUAUCGCCCAAGAUCCUCAGCGUCCGCUUUCCUGUUCUACUUUUCCAAGCCCCCAACCUAACCAGAAUCUUCGGGAUUCCUGUGUUUCUUCGCAGAAUGGUACGAGAUUGGGCACUAAKGUUCAUGAAAUCAAGAUCACGUGGACAGUGUUUGCAGUUUUGAUGGGGUAUUGCAUAGCAUGGAUUCCAGUCCUCAUCGUGUCAUUUGCGUCUAGCCUCCUUGGUGAAAAUAAAAUACCUCGCUCGGCUGGAAUGAUCGUGACUUUUACAGGAUCAAGUAGCUGUUAUAUCAAUCCCAUAAUAUACGGAGUAAUGAACCCGGCGUUUAGGAGAGAGUACAAGAAGAUAUUUAACCGUAACUAGACACGUGUUUGGUUUAACGUUUCCCACGUGAGCCUGCAUGACUAUUGGUCGGUACCUCUUGCUUUCAUCAUGGUGAGCACUGACCAUGAGAACUGCAGGAGCGCAAAAGGACAGAAUUGACUCUUACUUGUAAUACGAUUACAACUUACGAGCGUUGAUGCGGAAACGCAUCCGUGAUCCCAACUUUAGAUGGUUUGCUGCCAUAGCAGCCAUAGAUAAAAAGAACACUGCCGCUACCAAAGCCCUGUCUCCUUACUGCGCAUGCUCGACUAAAUGCUCCCUUGAUUGAGUGCGCCCAAUUUGUUUUGACCAAUCAUCACGCAAGAUGUUUA